AAAUGAAUGAUUGAAAAAACAAGUGUGAGCGUAUGUGACGCCCCCGCUUGGGCCUCCCAUAAAGACCAUCAGCUGGCAGCAGACGCUUCAGUCAGUAUCGUCGCGACGCUCAAAUCAUACACUCUGCACGAUGUCUAAACGCGACAAGGAAUUAGAAUCGCAAGUCCUCAACUGGAUUUUCGAAGUAAUCGGAGAACCGACUCCCAAGGGAGAAUUCGAAGACAUUCUUCGCGAUGGAGUGGUCCUUUGCAACCUUAUCAACAAACUGGCGCCAGGCAGCGUCAAGAAAAUCCAGGCGAAAGGGACAAAUUUCCAGUUGAUGGAAAACAUCCAGAGGUUCCAAGCCGCUGCGAAAAAAUACGGGUUGCCUCAGGAGGAGAUUUUCCAAACUGCGGAUUUAUUUGAGAGAAGAAACGUAGCUCAAGUGGCGUUGUCGCUUUUCGCUUUGGGGCGCAUCACCCAGAAGCACCCAGAGUACAAUGGACCGUCGCUGGGACCAAAGAUGGCCGAUAAGAACGAGAGGUCGUUCACGGAAGCCCAGCUGAGGGCUCACGAGGGCGAACUCAACCUCCAAAUGGGCUACAACAAGGGCGCGUCUCAGUCGGGACACGGCGGUUUUGGCAACACUCGUCAUAUGUAAACGUUUUUAUACCUCUUCUUCAAAGCUUUUCUUUUAUUAUUUUUGUAUAAGAGUACUAGGCUAGGUAGGGUAAAUAAAUUUUGUAAAUUUCUUCAUUUUUGUAACGUUUUGCUUCAUUUUGAUUUUGGAGUUUGUCAGUAUUGAGCGUACUACCAAAGUGUAUAUUUUUAGAUUCCACAGCUGCAUACUAAAAUAGUUUGUCUACGAAAACGCUAAUGCAGAAUAUACAUCAAGUGAGGAAGAUGUAAUAAGCAAACAUUUAUUUAUGUCUCACUAAUAAAUCUGUUAUAAAUAUACUGUUAGUAGUUA
Molecule: messenger RNA, 949 nt
Organism: Zophobas morio
Lineage: Eukaryota; Metazoa; Arthropoda; Insecta; Coleoptera; Tenebrionidae
Product: myophilin
Exons: 3
Coding region: 131-640 (169 amino acids)
Biological process (GO): actomyosin structure organization; actin filament organization
Cellular component (GO): actin cytoskeleton
Molecular function (GO): actin filament binding
Source: RefSeq, a predicted model, not a curated record